Molecule: messenger RNA, 6769 nt
Organism: Antechinus flavipes (yellow-footed antechinus)
Lineage: Eukaryota; Metazoa; Chordata; Mammalia; Dasyuromorphia; Dasyuridae
Gene: ODF2L
Product: outer dense fiber of sperm tails 2 like
Exons: 16
Coding region: 2161-3963 (600 amino acids)
Biological process (GO): negative regulation of cilium assembly
Cellular component (GO): ciliary basal body; centrosome
Source: RefSeq, a predicted model, not a curated record
GCUAUUAUAGUUUUAUAUCUAUAACUAGGCAUAUCUUAGUGUUAGCUAUUAUUAUUAUUAUAGUUAUCAGCAUUGCCCAAAGUCAGGAAAAUGUUAGAAUCUCCUGAUCUUGGAUCUCCUCUAAGAUUCCAAGCCUGGGUGUCAUCACACGAUCAUUACAUCACAGAGUGAUGAGAGGCAGAAGAGGUAGGGGCUAGAUUGGUGAUUUCUCUGAUUCAGAACCUCCCUAGUGAAGAAACUCCUGACCACAGUGCCUACCUUGCUUGAGUCCCAAAGAAUCCCCCCAAACACUGGCCCCAGUCCCAUGAGUGCUGGCUCAUCCUCCACCCACACCCAAUUUCAGCCCUUAUGUCCUGCUUCAUCUGUGCAGCUUGAGAGGUUACUAUGGAAGAGUCUAAGGCUUCCCAUUUUGUUACAAACAGAAGGACUAAAUAAGGAAAAUUCACAACAUGCUUUGGCCUUUGUUGAACUUUUUUGAAUUUGCUUGAUAUUGCUUCUUUUCCUGGCCUAUAUUUUAUUGAAAAAAAAAAUCACUUUUUAAGUCAUUCAAUCAACAAAUAUUUAUUAAGUGCCCCAUUCAUAUUGUUGAUCCUUAAAACACUUGCUGUGUGAGGGGCUUUGCACUAAGCACUUAAAAUACAAAGGAAAAACAAUCCUUGCCUUGGACCCUGGGAAAUCAUGUGACUUGGCCACUUACGCAUCCAUUAUAUAUCAGGGAGAAACAUGGGUCUCUCUGAAUCUCUGGCCAGUUCUCUCCAUUAUGUCAUGUUAAUAAUGACUUAGUGCCUGUUUGUAUUGGUAUUUGUCACAAGUAAUGAACAAUAAAACAUGUUUAAUUUUGAUAUUUUAGUUUUUAUACUGUGGAGAGCCAGUGUAAUAUAGUGAGAGGCACUAAUCUUUAAAUCUAGGUUUGAAUUCCCCAUAACUUGUUUUAUAACUAUGGUUUAAGCCACUUAAUCUCCUGUGAACCUAUUUCCCUAUCUAUAAGAUAAAAAUAAAAAUACUAUUUGUUGCAGUUAUAAUAUACUAUUGAAACAGUAGAUAAAAGGCACAUAGAGAAAAACUUAUAACUAGACAAGUGAAAUGAUUAUACCAAGUCCUCUCCAGAAUUCCCAAAUUCUGUUCUUUCCCUACUAUAAAAAUGCUUCUUAAAUUCCACAUGAAAGAAAAGUAUGGUUAGCAGAAAUCAUAAUAAAUUCUUUACUUAUCUGGAGGGUGUACACCUGGCACCCUCAUCUAUUGACUGUAUUUGACACUUAGGAAGCUGCCAAAAUGUGUGUCACAAAUUCUAGAAGUAGGUACCUUACACUUGUUGUCCUCUUGACCUCACGGACUGUUCUUGCCUUAAGAAUUAUAAUAAACUUACUUUUCAAGUAUUUUAAACAGCCUAAUUGAGGCCUUCCGAAUGAAGGAAUGUUCAGGAGACAGCCUGUUUGCUCUAGGCACAUUGACAACCACAAGAAGUAACAGCUCAGCAGGAAGCAUAGGGGCAAGCUUUAGAAAGCUGUGGUCUGGGGUCACUGAGUGUGGAGGCCGACAGCCUUCAAUAAACCUGAGUUUCAGUCCUUAUUAUAUUGAAGAUCUAUUUCAUCUGCUCCUCACAAUAGCCCUUUAAAGCAAAGUAUUGUCCUCACUUUAUAGGUGUAGAAAUGGGUUCAGGAAAGUAUUUAAUUCAGUUUUAUUCAUCAGGUUAGUAGAUGUCCAAGCUGGAACUAGAACAAGUUGUUUUUUUUUGUUUUUUGUUUUUUUUGUUUUGUUUUGUUUUUUAACUCUAGUGCUUUUUCCAUUGUACUACACUGACUUAUCAGAGAGAGGCUAGAUUGGAAGACAUUACUCCACUUAAGGAGAGAGAAAAGCUUCUAGUUUCCUGAAAUUUCCAUCUAAAAGUGUGAAGUAAAUUUUUGGCAUUGUUGUUACCUUCUAUUUCUGACAUUCUCUGAUUCAUCUAGAUUUUAUGAUCGGUAUACACAAUAGUGAAGUUCCUUCAGAGUUUCUCUAGGAGCAGGGUGCUGGAAUGCUAUUACCUCUCUUUCAACCAGACUAGUGUGAUCUAUCUCAUUCCAGAAAUCAAGAACUGAUAUUUCAUCCUAAUCCUUUUCAUUUUUCAGCUUGCCUGGAAAAGGAACUCCCAAAGCCAAUCUGGAUUCUAUUAUUGGAUUUAUGGAUAAGCCAGAAAAACAGGAAAAUCAUCCUGAAGAACUGUCAUUAUACUAUCCAAGUAAAACACAAGAAAAUAAGCAACCAUGGAGUACAAGUGAAAAUGAAGUAAACUGGCUGAAACAAGAUACCCUAAAUGAACAGACUGAACUGGAGAGAAAACUUCAGGAAACUGAGAUUGCAGCUAAUUCUGUAGUGUCACUAAUACCAAUAUUUAAAGACUUCCUUGCUGGGUUUAAUAGUGAAAGUGUGAACAGUUCAAUUGACAUAUUGAAGGCCAAGUUAGCUGAUAAUGAAAACGAAAAUAAUGUUCUUAAAAAUAAAGUUCUGGAAAAGGAGAACUAUAUCCAGGAACUUUUUUCUUUUAUUCAGAAAGAAAAAAAAAAUACCUUAAAAACAAGUCAGCUUUCACAUUCAGUGAAAUUGGUUCAAUCUCGUCUGCAGCUCCAGAUUCAGAAAAAAGAAGCUGAAAAUGACCAGUUGAAAUCUUAUAUGAAGAACUUAAAAGCUGAGAUAGACGAGUGGAAGCUACAAUUGAAAACAUAUGAACAGAAAAUUAUUGCCCUGAAGCAAACAAAUGAGCAAAAAAAAAUAGCCUUGAAAAAAGCAGCUAAAGUUUGCAAAGAAAGAGCUGACUUUUUUACAGCAAAUAUUGAAAAUCUGGCUUCUCAACUUAGAGAUCGGGAAGCCAAGUUGUCUGAAGCACUUUCAGCUUCCCUUGCCUGGAAAAGUCAUUAUGAGAAAGCUGAAGAAGAAAAGACAGAUUUGGAGGUCCAGGUUGAGACUUUGAAAAAGAAGAUCACAAAUCUUUUGGAAGAACAACAAAAGAAAGAAGAUCCUAAAAGAAAUUCAAAUAAAGAUAUUUUUAGAAAACUUAACUCCAGUGAACCAGAAAAUGAAAACAUUCUUCUUGAGAAUGAAAAAUUAAAGAUCACACUUGCUAAUCUGGAGGAAAAAGUUAUUUCAGUUGAAAAUGAAUGCUUGGAAUUACGAGAAGUGGAAGAAAAGCAGAAAGCACUUGUUGAAGUGUAUAAAUCUCAGGUACAGAAGUUACAAAAAGCAGUUGAAGACGUGAAAAGCAGAUAUGAAAAACUAGUUUGUGAAAAAAAGCUAAUAACGCAAAGCAAAAACUCAACAUUGGAGGAGGUAAGGGGCCAAGUGGAGUCGCAUUCAAAGGAGUUAGAACAUGUUCAUGGUUUAUUGGAUGGGGCUGAGCUGAAGCUGCUGAACUGUCAGGAGAGACUCCUUUCUUGCCAAGGAAAAUACACAGACAAAUCCCAAACUGUCCAGGAGCUCCGGAAUCAGAUUAAUGAUAAUCAGAAUCUUUUGAAAACAUUCUCUUUGGAAGAGGAAAAUAAUUCCAAAUUGAAAUGUGAAAACCUUAAACAAAAAUUAGAACAGAUGGAUGCAGAAAAUGAAAAGCUUGAAAGGAAGCUGGCAAGCCAAGAAGAGUACCUGAAGAAGAACAAAUUCAAAUUUAAAGAAAAAUCUGUAGAGUACAAUGCCUUGGCCCGGCAGCUGGAAGUUGCUUUAGAAGAAGGAAAACAAAAGGUUUCAGAAGAAAUAGAGAAAAUGACAUCCAGAGAGCAGGCUUUACAAACAAAAAUAUUAGACCUGGAAAGUGAGAUUAGGAAAAAAAAUGAAGAACAAAACCAACUUGUUUGCAUAUUAAAUACUAAGGAACAACGCCAAGAAAUUUGUUUGAAAGAGAUACAACAUAACCUUGAAAAGACAGAGAAUCAAAAUGAGAGCAUACUGAAUUAUGUACAGUUUCUUAAAAAUUCUUAUGUAACCAUGUUUGGAUGAAAUAAUUUCUAUUUUAUUCCAUUUCAGUUUGUCUUUUGAUUUUUUUUACUAAGGAUCCCAAAACGACCAUUAUGCACCAAUAGCAAGACCAUGCACAUAGUUUUGGAGGGUAGUUGAUGAUUCAGGUAACACUGGAUAAAGCAAGAUUGCUGUAAUCAUUUUUCAUGAUUGGAGAAUACCUGUUGAAGUACUUUGGGCUUCAGAUGUUUUGGUUAUAGUAAAAAAAAAAAAAAAAAAAAAAGAAAGCUGAAUCAUUAUUUCAUAAAUACUCAGUUCCUUUUCAGGCUCUUUCCCCCUCCUUACCUCCCCUCCCCCCACCAGUUGUAAUGAUUCUAGGCCCAGUCUGUUACAUACACCUUGAAAAUACAUACGUGCUAUAAAUUGUAAUGCUGAAUAUAUUGAUAACAAAAAAUGAAACAUUUCUCUAGGUUUUGGGGUUUGGUGGCUGUAGUAUAAUAUAUAAUAUACAAUUCAGGAAUUAUAUGCACAAAGUGCAUUUUAACACUUUUGUUUGUACAAGUGCUAAAAAUGUCAUUAUAAUCUCUUUUAAAAUAUAGUAACUUUGGAUUGUAUUUAGUUAGAGACCAGUGAUAACAAAUGGCACAUUGUAUUAGAGUCCAUUCUUUAUGGAGAUUAGACAUUAGCCACAGACAUUAUCAUUUUUUUUUAGGUGAGGAAGAAAACCUUUCUCAAAUCAGAUAAAAGGUAUCUGCUGGUGUGUGGCUAAAGCAGAACUUGCACCCAAGUCUUCUUGCUUGAAAUCCCAAUGUUCUUUCUGCUUGUUUGUCCUAUCUGUGUUAUAAAAUCAUUUAUUAGGUGCUGGCUCCCAUUGAGCACAUUUCCAUAGUUCAGUAGAAUAUAUAUUUGGACUUGUUUUUUCCAUAAUUUGCUUGAUGCCUUUCAUCCUGUGAAAAAUAUGAUACUCUUGAAGGCUGAUUUAUUGGGACUAAUGAUGCCAUUUGUUACAAUGGGGACAGUUCACAUGUUCAUUCGGGGAAUUAAGCCCAUAAUAGCCAUUUUAUCCUCUAGGGAACAAAGAAAUCUGAAUUCUUAAGUGUGGAGAAUUAGAAUCAUAUUUAUUAUUUAGACUUAAUGGUGACAGUGGCUUUCAACCUAUUUCCUCAUUUUGCCAAAACAGGUUUGUGAUCUACCAUAGAAUUAUGGAGCUGCUCCUAAAUCUGUCAUUAUUAAUGACUGUGAUACAUGACUAAAUGCUUUCUCUAACUGACCUCCCCUAUGUUCUUAGAAAAUUUUUUGGCUUAAUUUUCUCUUAUAACCCCAAAACUCCUAGAAUACGCAGACAUAUUACCUGAAGCAAAUUUGCAUUUUUGCAAAAGUGAAGAAGACAUUGUCAGUCCCAAUCUUAGUUACCCCCCCCCCCCAAUUGGGGAUGUAAAAAACCUAAAAAUUGUCAUAAAGGCCAAAAAAAAAAAUGCGAUUCCUUAUAUUUGCUUGUUUCAUAUUAUCCAAAAUAAAACCCCAAACCAGACUUUAAUGAAAAUCAUUUCUUAGAAGAAAAAAAUUAACGAAAAUUCCAUGUGUCUAUUUGGAAUAAAAAAUAUUCUCCUUUUAGGCUACUCUUGCUGAGAAAAUAGAAAUUUCUAUCCAAAAUGUAACUUAAUAUUUCUAGUUCAUUAUCCAGACUAGCUGUGGUGAUUUCAAAUGACAGUGCCAGGAAGAAAAAAAGUAAGUUAUUAAAAGCCUUGCAUAUUUUUUUCCUUAGGAUUUCAACAAAGAUUUUAUUUGUAACAUUUGAAAACAAGUUUCUUCUUGCUUUUGAGAAUAUCACAGUUUUCUUCUUGUAUUGGUGUGAGUUAAGUCCAAAUCAAUGCCAAAGUCAGUAUGGUAGGAUAAAUUCCAUAGAGCUUGGACUCCAGAGAUAUGGGUUUGUAUCUUUACUCUGAUAUUUACUCACUGUGUGACCUGAACUUCUAAGUCUGUUUCCCAUAUAUGAUAGAGAUAAUUGUAUUACUUACCUGAUGGGAUUCUGGUAGGGAAAGGGCCUUGUAAACUCUGUAGAACAAUAAUUGUGAGUGAUUUGUAUGUCUUGCAUCAGCAUAAGGCUUUUGAAGUUAAAUGGGUUAUUUUGGCACUUUUCUUAGAAUUUUCCAAGCAACAGUUUUCAAACAACAAAUGCUGGAUGAGCAUUUGUUCAGGUAUGGUGUAGUGGAGAUUGUUAUUCAAUUCAGGUUGGACUUGCUUCUGCCCUGGGUCUCCUGAUUGGUGGCAGUUCUACAUAUGUAGCAUGACCCUGACUCUAGCAUGAGGCUUUGCAGCUGUCUUCAUGCAUGUCUCCUUGCUCUAACUUCCAUCUUGGUCCUGGCACACCAGCUCCUACUCUGGGAACUCUCUCUAUCUAGUCUGACUCACUAUAUACUGCUCCUUGCCAUCAGCAUGUUUUUCCCUCUUGCCUCUUUCUCUCCCAUUGCCUCUCCUAUCUACACGACCUUUAUACCAGAUGGGUCCUUAUAUCAGAUUCUCUGGGUCAAAUCAACAUUAUCAUUCCUAAAGGAAUGUGAACUAUUUGCAUUUUUGUUUUUCUUCCCAGGUUAUUUUUACCUUCUGAAUCCAAUUCUCCCUAUGCAAUAAGAGAACUGUUUGGCUCUGCAAGCAUAUAUUGUAUCUAGGAUAUACUGCAACAUAUUUAACAUAUAUAGGACUGCUUGCCAUCUAGGGAAGGGAGUAGAGAGAGGGAGGGGAAAAAUCGGAACAGAAGCAAGUGCAAGGGAUAAUGUUGUAAAAAAAAAAAAAUACCCUGGCAUGGAUUCUGUCAAUAAAAAGUUAUUAUAAAAUAAAAUUUAAAAAA